Messenger RNA from Carlito syrichta (Philippine tarsier), 1110 nucleotides. RefSeq names its product class I histocompatibility antigen, Gogo-B*0101 alpha chain-like. Lineage: Eukaryota; Metazoa; Chordata; Mammalia; Primates; Tarsiidae. The record is from RefSeq and is a predicted model, not a curated record. Bases 118 to 912 code for a protein of 264 amino acids. Gene Ontology annotation, cellular component: external side of plasma membrane. Gene Ontology annotation, molecular function: peptide antigen binding; signaling receptor binding. The transcript has 4 exons. Gene Ontology annotation, biological process: immune response; antigen processing and presentation of endogenous peptide antigen via MHC class Ib; antigen processing and presentation of endogenous peptide antigen via MHC class I via ER pathway, TAP-independent.
AGGUAUUUCGCCACCGCCGUGUCCCGGCCCGGCCGCGGGGAGCCCCGGUACAUCGAAGUCGGCUACGUGGACGACACGCCGUUCGUGCGGUUCGACAGCGACGCGGCGAGUCCGAGGAUGGAGCCGCGGGCGCCGUGGGUGGAGCGGGAGGGGCCGCAGUAUUGGGACCGGGAGACACAUUUCGCCAAGGAAAACGCACAGAUGUUCCGAGGGAACCUGCGGACCGCGCUCCGCUACUACAACCAGAGCGAGGCCGAGUCUCACACCAUCCAGAGGAUGCUUGGCUGCGAAGUCGGGCUGGACGGACGCCUCCUCCGCGGGUACAGGCAGGAAGCCUAUGACGGCGCGGAUUACCUCGCCCUGAACGAGGACCUGAGCUCCUGGACCGCGGCGGACACUGCGGCUCAAAUCUCGAAGCGCAAGUUUGUGGAGGGCACUGAGGCGGAGCACACCAGGGCCUACCUGGAGGGCAGGUGUGUGGAGUGGCUGCUCCGAUACCUGGAAAACGGGAAGGACACGCUGCAGUACGCGGAUCCCCCAAAGACACACAUGACCCAUCACCCCAGCCCUGAUGGGGAUGUCACCCUGAGGUGCUGGGCCCUGGGAUUCUACCCUGCGGAGAUCACACUGACCUGGCAGCGGGAUGGGGAAGACCAAACUCAGGACAUGGAGCUUGUGGAGACCAGGCCUUCAGGGGAUGGAACCUUCCAGAAGUGGGCCGCUGUGGUGGUACCUUCUGGAGAAGAGCAGAGAUACACGUGCCAUGUGCAGCAUGAGGGGCUGCCAGAGCCCCGCACCCUGAGAUGGGAACCUUCUUCCCAGAUCACCAUCCUCAUUGUGGGAAUCGUUGCUGGCUUGUUUCUGGUUCUCCUUGGAGCUGUGGUCACCGGAGCUGUGAUGUGUAGGAGGUAGAGCUCAGGUAGGGAGUGGGGAGGUGGUCUGGGUUUUCUUGUCCCACUGGGGGUUUCAAUCCCCAGGUAGAAGUGUGUCCUGCCUCAUUACUGGAAAGUACCAUCCACACACACGUGCUUACCCAGCCUGAGGCUCUGUGUGCUAACACUUAUUCUUUUGCAAAACACAUACAGAAAUAAAGGACAAAUGUUUCACUUU